AAGCGCACUUCCCGUCAGGAAACGCGGUAAAACGCUAUUCCGGUUUCGGAGGGACAGCGGCAUGGCAUCCAUCAGCGACGUGGCUAAUGUUAAUGGACGAGAAAACGGGGAGCCGGUGGUUAAGCGGCCACGAGAGAACGUCACGUCUGAGUUUCCGCUUCGCACCCCAAAGGAGCCUGCGAACAAAGUGACCGUGGUGCUCGGAGCUCAAUGGGGGGACGAGGGCAAAGGAAAAGUUGUGGACCUGCUCGCAAUGGAUGCGGAUAUUGUUUGCAGGUGUCAGGGUGGCAACAACGCGGGUCACACCGUAGUCGUGGACUCGGUGGAGUAUGACUUCCACCUGCUACCCAGUGGCGUCCUCAAUAAGAAAGCCAUCUCCUUUAUCGGCAAUGGGGUUGUCAUACACCUCCCUGGGCUGUUUGCAGAGGCACAAUCGAACCUGAAGAAAGGCAAAGGAUUACAAGGAUGGGAAGACAGACUUAAGAUUUCUGAUCGUGCUCACAUUGUAUUCAACUUCCAUCAGGCUGUCGAUGGCAUUCAGGAGCAACAGCGGCAGCAGCAAGAAGGGAAAAAUUUAGGGACGACCAAAAAGGGCAUAGGCCCCGCCUACUCCUCCAAAGCUGCUCGGAAUGGCCUCCGUGUGUGUGAUCUUGUCUCGGAUUUCAAAGUCUUUGAGGACAAGUUCCGCAUGUUAGCAGAGCAUUUCCUGACAAUGUAUCCAAAUCUGAAUGUAGACAUUGAAGGCGAACUGGAGCAGUUAAAGGGAUAUGCUGAGCGAUUGCCCCCUCUAGUGACAGAUGGUGUUUACUUCAUGCACGAAGCUCUUACUGGUCCCAGUAAGAAAAUCCUGGUGGAGGGGGCAAACGCCGCACUGCUGGAUAUUGACUUUGGCACAUAUCCCUUUGUGACGUCGUCGAACUGCACCGUCGGAGGAGUGUGCACCGGGCUUGGCGUGCCGCCGUCACACGUUGGAAGAGUGUAUGGCGUGGUGAAAGCCUACACCACCCGGGUGGGCGUCGGUGCCUUCCCAACAGAACAGGAUAACGAGACUGGGGCGCUUUUACAAUCGCGAGGUCACGAGGUUGGCGUGACAACCGGCAGAAAGCGACGCUGCGGCUGGCUGGACUUGAUACUGGUCCGAUAUGCUCACAUGGUCAACGGCUUCUCGGCCAUCGCCCUGACCAAACUGGACAUUUUGGACACGCUGGCGGAGAUUAAAGUGGGAGUGGCCUAUAACGUUGAUGGGAAGCCUCUGCCCAGUUUCCCGGCAAACAUGGACGUUCUGACGCGCGUCACCGUGGAGUACAAAACCUUCCCCGGGUGGUGCCGCAGCACCGAGGCGGCCCGCAGCUUUCCCGAGCUGCCGUCGCAGGCGCAGAACUACAUUCGCUUCAUUGAGGACUUCCUGCAAGUGCCAGUCAAGUGGGUUGGAGUGGGCAAGUCCAGGGAGAGCAUGAUCAAACUGUACUGAUCAGCGGCCACUGCCGUUGACUUCCUCACCCGUGGCCAGUACGACGUCGCUUUGCCAUCAUUUCACGUUUAAACUCCAUCAUAAUGGAAAUAUUUCAGCAGAAAGUCUCACAAUUAUCAAUCACAAGUCAACUUGUGUGUUCCAGCUGAUGUUUCUGUGUUUUUAGGGUGUCAAGUUUUACAAUUGGGUAUUUACUGUUUAAUCAUUCCUUUCCACAGUGAUGAACCCCCGUUUUUUAAAUUCUGAAGCUCAUGCUUGUUUACCCUUUAACAAUUAUUUACCGACUCGUGAGGAGUACCAUCAGCAUUUUUUUAAACCUGAGGUGGCAUGAUAGAGUAGCUAGCAUUCACGGCAACGUGAAAGCCCAUUAUGCAAUAAUGUUGACGUUUUUUUUUCUUGAACUGUUUUAAAUGCAUUUAAGUUGUUUGUAACCGUGAUUGUUAGUGUGUGUUGUAUUUUUGGAGCUCAUUCUCACCGCAAAAUAAUAAAUAAAAAUCAGAUUUCCACGCCACAAUUUUGCUCCCCCCACCAGAAAAAUUGAUGUAAAUAUAAAAAGAGACUCGUAAUAGUAAAUGUCAUUCGGUUUCUAUAUGGCAUCAUAUUCCCCUUGUGGCUUGCUAUUGUCAAUAAAUGGAAACUUUAAUCUUACAA
Syngnathus typhle (broad-nosed pipefish) is the source of this 2122-nucleotide messenger RNA. RefSeq names its product adenylosuccinate synthase, like (gene adss2l). NCBI's taxonomy places the organism in Eukaryota, Metazoa, Chordata, Actinopteri, Syngnathiformes, Syngnathidae. The record is from RefSeq and is a predicted model, not a curated record. The transcript is spliced from 13 exons. Gene Ontology annotation, molecular function: GTP binding; adenylosuccinate synthase activity. Gene Ontology annotation, biological process: 'de novo' AMP biosynthetic process; IMP metabolic process. The coding region runs from base 62 to 1471 and encodes 469 amino acids. Gene Ontology annotation, cellular component: cytoplasm.